AUGCCAGUCGAGCCGCGGACUGAUCGCCCUGUGGCAGUCAUCGGCGGUGGCCCAUUGGGCCGCCGUAUUGGAUGCACUUUCGUCGCUUCAGGAUACGAUUUACAUAUCCAGGAUUCGUCUGCCGAAGCUCUCCAAGGCGCUAUGAAAUACAUUGACGUGCACAAAGAGGAAUACUCCAUGAUGUCACGCAUCAACAAAGGAAGAGAAGGCGAGCCUGACAGGGGCAGCCCGGUAACUCUUGAGACUUACUCACAUACCCACUUCGGAAGAUUCGAGGCCUUUGAGGAAAUUGCGCCGGCGGUGUCGAAUGCCUGGCUCGUGAUUGAAGCCACACCGGAGAAUCUGGACUUGAAAACUAAUCUGUUCGCUGAACUAGACGUGAACGCCCCUCCAGACUGUAUCUUGGGAUCGAACAGCUCCUUGUUCAGGUCAGGUCUCAUGAUAUCCAAAGUGUCCAGCGAGCGGCGGAAGAGAGUGUUGAAUAUUCAUUAUCCCGUACUGCCCGCAAUCAGAACUGUAGAGCUUAUGACGAAUGACGAAACAAGUCCUGACAUUUUCCCAUACCUGGAAAAUAUUCUGGGCGAGUGCGGCCUCAUUCCAGUGAUCACUACGUGUGAGUCGACGGGAUUCAUCUUCAACCGCCUCUGGGCCGCUAUCAAUCAUGAGCUCCUACACAUUCUGUCGGACGGUGUGAGUGACCCGCAUCAAAUGGAUCUCUUGUGGGAGCAUUUCUUUAAGAAUGGACCUCUCCCUUGCCAGCUCAUGGAUGAGGUUGGAUUGGACAUCAUUGCCUUGAUCGAGGAUGACUAUGUGAAGGAACGCAGUCUGAACAGCAAACUGUCAGCUGAUUGGUUGCGAAGAGAAUUUAUUGAGAAGGGCCGUUUGGGAAGGAGGAGUGAGAAGGGCGGCUUAUACCCACCUCGCGAACGACCAACCACAGCCGAAGCAACCCCCACAAGCCCCUAUCCUGCGGUGAAAGAUAUCUAUCUGUUGGAUGUUGGGCUGGGAAGUAAUGCUCCAGAUGCAUCCCAGGUUCACACAAAUGGUAAGGUUUUACGAUUGAACCUGGCGACGCAGAAGCUCACCCCCAUCGUUGUCAGACAACCAUUGCCAGAUGGAAUUGAUGUCUCAUUAUCGAAGCAGCGCAUCUUCUGGACAAACAUGGGCCGCAGCACUGCAUCUUGCGAUGGAUCUGUCUGGUCGACCAAUCUGGACGGUAGCGAGACCAGGUGUAUGAUUGCGCCAGGCAAAGUCCACACCCCAAAGCAGAUUGCUGCGGUCGAGUCGCGCGAGCAAGUCUUUUUCUGUGACCGUGAAGGCACAAGCGUUCAUCGGUGCAACUACGAUGGAACUCAGCAUGAGAUCAUCGUACAGCGACGCGUGGACCCCGAAUCCACCUUGUUGGACCGGAUGAGGGCGUGGUGUGUAGGCAUCGCCGUUGACGAUCAACAUGGUCUCAUGUAUUGGACCCAGAAGGGCCCGAGCAAAGGUGGACGGGGGCGGAUCUUUUCCGCUGGGUUGGACAUACCCGAAGGUGAGACUGCUGAGACACGGACAGACAUCCGACUAGUCUUUGACAGCUUGCCUGAACCCAUCGACCUUGCGAUCGACGCCCAGACGCAGACUUUAUACUGGACCGACCGCGGGGAACAUCCCACGGGAUGCGCACUUUAUCGAGCUUAUGUGGGCGGGGAAUCAAUGGACCUGCAUAAGGUCAUCCUGGCCCGUCACUUUCAUGAGCCCAUCGGAUUGAGGUUAGACAAGGUCAAUAACACCGUGUACGUUGCUGACAUGGGUGGGAGUCUGUAUUCAGUCUCGCUGGAGGAUGGCGUCAAGGUCGAAUUGAUACGGAAUGACGGUUGCUAUACAGGGAUCGCUUUAGUAUAA
Molecule: messenger RNA, 1887 nt
Organism: Penicillium chermesinum
Lineage: Eukaryota; Fungi; Ascomycota; Eurotiomycetes; Eurotiales; Aspergillaceae
Product: 3-hydroxyacyl-CoA dehydrogenase family protein
Exons: 2
Coding region: 1-1887 (628 amino acids)
Biological process (GO): fatty acid metabolic process
Molecular function (GO): oxidoreductase activity, acting on the CH-OH group of donors, NAD or NADP as acceptor; NAD+ binding
Source: RefSeq, a predicted model, not a curated record